Candidula unifasciata is the source of this 615-nucleotide messenger RNA. Lineage: Eukaryota; Metazoa; Mollusca; Gastropoda; Stylommatophora; Geomitridae. The record is from the annotation of a GenBank genome assembly.
AUGGCCGCCUUCGUGUCGGCAGCGGUUUUCAGGGCAUGUUCCAGAUGUGGAAAUUUAGCGACAGCUUUUGCAGCCCCCUCUGUCAAACAUGUCUCACGGAAAGUGCAGGCUGGCAUAUAUGCCCGACUGCUGUCCACGUCACAGAAUCCCCUGCUGCAGCGGGAACCAGCAGGGGAAGCUCCUGUGGAGAACAACGCUGAAUAUCCAACAGAUUAUGAAGUAUCCUACAGUGAGUUUAAGUAUGUGGAGCAGGUUUUGCCCAGACCGACAGUACCAGAGGUUCCUAAACAUGAGUCCUACCCAACACCGUCUGGCUGGUUCCCUCCCAAUGAUGAAUUACGAUCACAGAAACCGUACUUGGUUCGACGAACCAAAAACCACAUGCUUCCAGUAUAUUCAAGCCUUAAAAGGUUUUAUUACGGCAUGAAUCAUUUAGUGUCUGUCAAACAGAUCGAAGGAGACAUCUGGGUCCUGGAGUCUGAACUGAGAGAUUUCCUGAAGAAGAAAACAGGACUCAGCAUCAGGACCCAGGUUCAUGAAGUGUACAAGUCCAUCUACAUUAGGGGUGAACAUGCUGCCCUGGUUGCUGAGUUCCUUCUCGGCUGUGGCAUGUAA